CACGCCUCUCAGACGCACACAGCAGCGCACAAGCCAGUGAGCAGGACGGCGCUGGACGUAUCAUUCAUAUAGGGAAUAGAUCCGAAGAAAAGGAUUAACUAUCUCCAUCCCUCUCCCUCUAAGGACCUUAUCGUCUCUUCCCUCCUCUUGUGUCUCUAAGCCUCUCUUCACCUCGUUUUUUUUUUCUACAAUCCCUCAUUUUUUUCUCCACAAUCCCUCUUUUUACAAUUCAUUGGUGGGUUGAAGGGAAGCCAGGGGGAUUGUCUCUAUACAGAAAGCGGGAUUAUUCUUACAUUAUUCAUUUCACCAGGAUCUUGAAUGUAUGGAUUUCUUUACCUGAAGUGGGGACAGUUUUACUUCUAUGUUUUGAAUCUUUUUUAAUUUUUUGGAUAUUUUUGGGGGGGAUGGCUGAAGGCAGAAAUCUAUAAGGCUGGUGCUGUCUGAGAUAUUUGGUCAAAAGGUGUUUUGGUGUAGCUUUUCGCAGUCACCGCCCUAGUGGAGGCUGCAGGCAUGGCGGCUUGACACCCGCAUAGCCCCGCCCCUCCGACAGAGGAAGGCUGCAGAGCUCUGUGUCAUGCCCCCCCACACCCACCUCCCUGGGGGCAUAGGCCUCCCCCCUCCCAGUGCUACCACCCACUUGGCCAGACCUGUCUUCCUCUGUGUCCUCUGCCUCCUGGCGGCGCUGCUGCCGCCAGCCUCCUCCUGCCCUCCUCCCUGUCUCUGCUCCUCAGAUGGCCUGGUGGUGGACUGCGGGGGCCGGGGUCUCUCUUCCCUGCCUCCCCUGCACCUCAUGCCUCCGGGGAGCCGCUCCUUCCUGCUAGCCAACAACAAGCUUGCCUCGCUGGGAGCCUCUGCCUUCGCUAACCUCUCCUCUCUGGAGGAGCUGGACCUCUCUAAUAACUACCUAGAUAAUUUACCAGCUGGAUUAUUCAGAGACAUGACCAACCUGACGAGGCUGACUCUGCACAACAACUCACUAACAGUAAUGGACAGAGACCUCUUCCAGGGUUUGGGGGGUCUUCAGAGUCUGGAUCUGUCCCUGAACGGACUGUCCUCUGUUCCUCUGGGGCUACUGGACGAGCUGCAGAGCCUCAGGUGGCUGUCUCUAGCGGGUAACAGGCUCCAUGGUUUGGAGAGGGCAGCGUUUGAGCCCCUUGCCAACCUACAACACCUGGAAUUGGGACACAACCCCUGGGAAUGUGACUGCAACCUCCGCGAUUUUAAACACUGGAUGGAGUGGCUGCUGUACAGAGGGGGGAAAGUGGACGCAGUGGAGUGCACGCUACCGAAGGAUCUGCGUGGGCGAGACAUCCGUGGUGUUCCAGUGGAAAUGUUCAACUACUGCCUCCAACUUGAAGAUGAGAACGGAGGAGGUGAAGGUUCCCGUUCCGGACAAAAAGGUGUUCCUCCUUGCAGCAGGAACGCUCUUAACCCCAGUGGAGCAACACCAAUUUCUGACAACAGCGGCAACACUGGUGAUGACUCCUCUUCAAACACAGGAGGUGGGGAGGCCUCGUCGGAUUGUGUACGCGCCCGUUACCGACCUGUGAGUGUGCGCCGCGCCAUCGGCACGGUGGUGAUUGCCGGUGUGGUUUGCGGCAUCGUUUGCAUCAUGAUGGUUGCAGCCGCAGCGUAUGGCUGCAUCUAUGCCUCCCUGAUGGCCAAAUACCAGAGAGAGCUGAAGAAGAGGCAGCCACUGAUGGGAGACGGAGAGGCGGACGGGGAGGAUAGGGAGGAGAAACAGAUCUCCUCUGUAGCCUAGAGGAGUGAUGGGACGGGGGGAGGGUUGGCAUGUCAAAGGGUGAAGGUUGGAAGGGCAAAAAUUUUAAAGGGCUCAAAGAGGAGAGAGAUGGAAGAGUUUGUUUUAUGCACACAGACAGUUAUGGUAUCUCUCCCUCUGACUCUCAAACUGACACCUUUCUCUCACUUUCUGUCUUCCUUUCUUCGUCCUCUUUCUAUUUUCAACCUUCUCCCUCUCUGUCCCUCUUGAAAACACUCCCUCACACACAUACCUUAUCUGUUCCCUAAUUUUCUCUUCCAUUUGGAGCCAUUCUCACUGCAGUAUUUGUUACCAAUCAUCCUUCCAACUCGCCUACCAACCUCCUACUGCUGCUGUUGGCUGCUGCUGAAUUUAUUUCUAUUGGCCCAGAGAAAAAAUUAGUAUGACACAUAUCAUUUAAACUGUUACAAGACACUCAUGUUGUAUGCGCAGUUAGCAUUUGUAAAAACUGGAUUGAAUUUUCAGGGAUUUACAGUAUGUAUGGUGGCGAUUGGACCAGUAUUCACAAUAAUGACAGGAAUUUGUGGUAUUAGGCAGUGCCCGGCUAGUUUUGUUUGCAUCUUUCUCCUCCUAAACCUCUCCAAAGCCAGUAGUUCCUCCAAAAAGCCAGGACCCCAACCCAGGACCCUUCACCCUCGUCUGGCCUAAUGCUCCUCUGUUGCUCCCUCGGACCUCUACAUCCCAAAGAAAAAGCCAACAUUGGAAAGCUCAGAGGAAAAUAGGGAAACGUCGUGGAUAAACACAAAAAGAUGUCAUUUAUAUAGUUGAAACCUCUUGAGUGCUUUGUCACAUAGAAAACACUGGGGAUACACACAGAUUAUAUGUUGAUAGGAAAUCAAACAUUGAGUCUCCUAAGUCUCUUGAGACUUGUCAUGGAUGUUUAAUGUACAAGAGGAAACCAUCUGAAUUGACAAAAUGAUCAUUCGUGGAUGGCUAGAAAUAGAUUCUACCCUAUCUGGACCACAUAAUGGAUGUUAUCAAUCAGUUAAAUGGGGAGCAAACCAUUUAACUGGAAUUUAACUGGAAUUUCCCUGUAUUUGUCCCUUUUCCUCAGAAAAAGGCUCUUGCUUACUUGAUGCUUGUUAAAUGAUUAUAAUGAGUAUCUUAUGAAAAAAGGGGACGUUUUCUGGUGUUACUUGGACUAUGCUUCUGGACUGGUUCAGAGAUGUCCUACAAUGGUUUUAAUGAAGGACCACAGACUUUGCUUUAAAGUACAUCAUCUUUGUUCAGAGCUCAUUCUCAGACUGAUUUCGCCCUCAGCGGUGAAAGUUUGCUACUAUGGCAUGGAAAAACUAUCUCAGAGAACCCUGUCUCCUGGCAAGGACUACAAAAAUCCAUCUAAGGACUACAAACUUCAGACUCCUGCACUUUAUUUCCCCAAUCAGUUCCCCUCUGGCCUCCCUCUCCCCUUCCCUCUCUUUCUUUCUAACAAGGACGAUCUGCCCAGAGGGAUUAUGACGAACAAGGGAUUAAACAAAAAGACGCUGCUAUUUUACCCCCUCCUCCUUCUUGUCCCUUUAUCUCUCCAUCCAUCUUUCCAUCCAGUGCUAUUUAUGGAAAGUUUUGUCACACUUCCUUAAAGAUUUCCACCUCCUUUCUUUCCUUAAUCCAUGCCUUUUGCCAUGUUGUUGCCCCUUAUGUUUUCCCCAAAGGAUCUACAAUAUGCAAUGGAAGCUAUGUCACUCUCACUUGAAAAUGUAGUCACUGCCAAAGAGUCCUUCUGUUAUAAACUUAGCAAUCACCACUUAUUUGAGUCUGUUUGACUGACACACGUUCUCGAUGCAUUGACAACAAGUUAGUUUGUUUACUUUGCAUAGCGUUUUCUUGAAAAUCCUAAUUUAUGCCUUUGAAAUAUUCAUGUAAACUUUAACAUUUUAUCGUUAGCGGAGUAGGACGUUUGUGUCUUGAGUGAUAAACAAUCUCAUAAAGUUGGCUUUCAUUGCAUAUUGCUCCCCUACAGUAGAACUAUUGUACCCUCUCAAUUUUAAUUGGCUGGAAGUAAACUUAUAUUAAUAGUGUGUUAUCUUAUACCUGGGUAUGAUGCAGAUAAAUAUUAUUACUAUACUAGCCUCUACUAUGGUGUGUUGGCCCAGCAGUCCCCAAAAUGUUUUUGACGUAACUGUUUAUGGGUUUCUGUAUCAAUUCAUGAUGUAUGUCUUUUGUUGUGUUUAUAAUGUCUAUGUUUCGUUUUUGUUUUAGGUUUUAAAAUCUCUGUAAUGUUUGAUUAUUUGUCGUGUUUUAUUUUAUUUGUGAUCAAUAGUUGGUAAAGUUUCUGCAAGAAGCAUAGAAAGAGUUUGGCCAGAGUGUGAAAAGGCCCAAUGUUGCUGCCUCGUCUCUGAAAUUCAUCAUAUUGACUUAACUCAGCAUUGAAUAAUGUAGGCAACAAGUCACCUUUUUGUCUUAAAUUUUUGCAUGCACUUCAAUUUUUUGCUACAUUUAAACUCAUUACACUCCAAACAAUAAGAAAAAGCUAAGAAAAAGGUUGCUUAUAAAAAUUAUUUGUAGGAAACUGGGCUAGUGGGAUAUGUGAUAAGUCAAGAUGCACAAAAGCUAGAGUUUGGUUUAUGAUUAUUUGAUCCCUCAGUCCAAUAUUGAUCAAGUUUGCAUUGCAAAUGAAGUUUAGAUGCACUUCAGCAACAAUAGUCACCUCACUAAUGUAAGAGAUAGAAAAGAUGAGCUGGAAACUAUAAAUCAGGUAUAUUUUUACAUUAACAAUUGGCAUCUUCAGGAGAUGUGUGAAAACAUGGUAAAAGCAUUUUUUAAAGGGAUUUAAAUGACAAAUGUAAACAUGGCCGUCAACCUCACAGGGACUCAGGGGCAGUAACUGAAAGAAAGGCAACGUCUAAACUCUUUCUAUAAAUCCAGAAACAUCGUCCUCUCACCCCAUGGUCUGCAGGUCUUGUGUUGUUGGUAGCUAAGUAUCUUAGCUAGCUGAAUCCUGUUCCUAUAGCCUGUGUGUGUAAAGAAUAAUAAAUUAUAGUUUGCUACGCAAAAACUGCAGCAGCCAUGUUGACUGAGGGCCUCAAAGACUACAAUGCCCAGAGAUCUAUGGUGUGUUGUGUUAUUAUGAUGAUUGUGAUUAUGACGAUGAUAAUAUGAUGAUGAUGAUGAUGAUGAAGC
This is a messenger RNA of Seriola dumerili (greater amberjack), 4900 nucleotides long. It is a transcript of the gene lrtm2, whose product is annotated as leucine rich repeats and transmembrane domains 2. Gene Ontology annotation, cellular component: plasma membrane. Lineage: Eukaryota; Metazoa; Chordata; Actinopteri; Carangiformes; Carangidae. The transcript is spliced from 8 exons. The record is from RefSeq and is a predicted model, not a curated record. Gene Ontology annotation, molecular function: protein binding. The coding region runs from base 575 to 1762 and encodes 395 amino acids.